This is a messenger RNA of Sordaria macrospora k-hell, 1788 nucleotides long. RefSeq lists its product as uncharacterized. Gene Ontology annotation, molecular function: prenylcysteine oxidase activity. The record is from RefSeq and is a predicted model, not a curated record. Gene Ontology annotation, biological process: prenylcysteine catabolic process; prenylated protein catabolic process. NCBI's taxonomy places the organism in Eukaryota, Fungi, Ascomycota, Sordariomycetes, Sordariales, Sordariaceae.
AUGAGGCUGCCAUGCGAUUUGCAGUUCGCCGCUACGGCGCUGCUUCUGUUUACAUCGCCAGUCCUUGCCCGCAGAAUCCCCGUUGAUACCGAGGAAGACAACCUCGGAUCUAGAGAGACACCGGUGCGACAGGUCGCCAUCAUCGGAGCUGGAGCAGCCGGAUCUUCCGCCGCUUACCACUUGCGCAAGUAUGCGGAAGAAUUCAAUGUCCCAGUCAACAUCACCAUCUUUGAAAAGACAGAUCGUAUUGGUGGACGGACUCUGACCAUCAACCCCUACGAUGACCCCUCACAGCGACUUGAACUGGGAGCCAGCAUCUUCAUCGAAAAGAACUUUAUCCUCAACAAAUCGGUGGAGGAAUUUGGCCUCCAAACAAAGGAUCCCGAUGUAGGGUUCGUCGACGACAACUUGGGAUUCUGGGACGGCGAGAAAUUUGUCUUUGAGAUUGACAUGAGCCGCAACUGGCUCGUGAAUAUGGCCCGCGUCAUCUGGAAAUAUGGCUUUUCCGCCCCUAAGAAGACCCAGGGCCUCGUUGCAAAGACUGUUGAAAGAUUCUUGCACUUGUACGAAGAACCGUACUUUCCAUUCAAGUCUCUGACACAGCGCGCAUACGAUCUUGAGCUGACCCCUGCUACGGGCGCCACUGGUGAGGAGUUCUUGAAGGCGAAUGGGAUUGAUGUUGCCUAUGGCACUUAUGCCCACGACAUCGUUCAAGCCACAACCCGGGUUAACUACGCCUCUAACCUCGGCCGCAUCCAUGGACUCGACACCAUGGUUUCUCUGGCGUCCGAUAAUGCGCUAGCUGUUCAGGGUGGCAACUGGCAAAUCUUCCAAAAGAUGGUUGAGAGUUCCGGGGCUUCCAUCUUACGCAAGACCUCGGUAUCAUCUAUCGCUUUCGCGAAAUCCGGAACCGAAACGACCAGUCCCGCCAGGUACAGUCUCAAAACUGUCUGUUCAUCAUCUACGGCAAAGACAGCCUAUCCGGUAGAGUUUGACAAUGUCAUCCUCGCCAAUCCGUACCAAUUCAGUAAUAUCUCAAUUCCGGAGGAGGUGCUGGAUACUCCCAUUGAGAAUAUCAACUAUGUGCAUCUUCAUGUCACCAUCUUCACCUCGCCCUUCAGUCCCAGCUCCGAAUUCUUUGGAUUUGAGAAUCCGAGAGCUAUUCCCGGAGCGGUGCUCACGACGCUCGGCAAGAACGAUAACGCAACCUCGGGAGUGGAAGGCGCGGGAAGCGCUGGCUUCUUCAGCAUCAGCAAGCUGCGUAGGUUGAUGAACCCCAAGACCCAAAAGGAGGAGUACGCCUACAAGAUCUUUUCUCCCGAGAAGAUCACUCCCGAGUUUCUCAGCCGUUUCUUUGGUGUCAAGGUCCCAGAGACGUUUGUCGCCGAGCCAGGCCAGGACCCAGAGGCUGAAGGGGUCAGCCCCAUCACUUGGUAUUAUCCCCAUGAGUUCUUCUCGUAUCCCAAGGCCAAGCCUCGCACACAAUUCCAGGACCCCAUCGUCGGGCCCGGCUUCUACUAUACCUCUGGUAUGGAGAGCUUCAUCUCGACCAUGGAGACCAACGCCCUGAUGGGCAAAAACGUGGCGAGACUUAUCGUGGACGACAUGAGGGGAGUGGAGAGCGGAGGUGUCCAGAGUCGUGAUGGUAGCCUGGCACCAGGCCAACAGCUCAAGAUGACAUGUGACAGGGCAGGAAGAGGCGCUGGUAGGGCCGGAGUGCGGAAGGGGGGUGAGGUUCCCAAGACACGGCCGACUGAGUUGCCCCAGAUGCCGCUGGUGGACCUUUAA